Messenger RNA from Cadophora gregata, 1250 nucleotides. It is a transcript of the gene MEU1, whose product is annotated as S-methyl-5-thioadenosine phosphorylase. Bases 200 to 1123 code for a protein of 307 amino acids. The transcript is spliced from 5 exons. Gene Ontology annotation, cellular component: cytosol. Lineage: Eukaryota; Fungi; Ascomycota; Leotiomycetes; Helotiales; Ploettnerulaceae. The record is from RefSeq and is a predicted model, not a curated record. Gene Ontology annotation, biological process: nucleoside metabolic process. Gene Ontology annotation, molecular function: S-methyl-5-thioadenosine phosphorylase activity.
CCUGAAUGGAGGGGUCGUGCCUUCAAAAAAGUUGAAGUUGCCGACCCACGUGGGAGCUUCACUUGGACGUAGACUCUUUCUCUUUUUACUUACUGCUUCCCUUCACAGCUCAUAUUGCGUGAUCUUCAGCUGCCAUUUAUUAGCCUUUUGACAUACAAGUUCUUAAGUUGUCUUGUUGCUUCCUAACAAAUUAUCUCAAAUGGCAGACCUCCCAACAACAUAUGAUGGAAUCGUCCAGAUAGCAGUGAUCGGUGGAACUGGGCUCCAGAAGCUCGAAGGCUACACUCCAGUCGCAACAGUCAAUCCCGAGACACCAUGGGGAUUCCCUUCCGCACCCAUUCACAUCCUCCAACAUAACAACGUCCCAGUAGCCUUCCUCUCCCGCCACGGCGCAUCCCACGAGUAUGCACCACAUGAAGUACCGAACCGGGCGAAUAUUGCGGCUUUGAGAAGCAUUGGAGUUAGAACUGUUAUUGCGUUCAGUGCUGUGGGAAGUCUGCAGGAGGAGAUUAGACCAAGGGACUUCGUUGUUCCAGAUCAGGUCAUUGAUCGUACAAAGGGAGUUAGACCCUUUACCUUCUUCGAGAAGGGUGUAGUUGGACAUGUUGGCUUUGCAGACCCAUUCGAUGGUCAGAUCGCGAAGGUCAUUCAGAAAUGCGGAAAUGCUUUGGAAGGAGAAGGGAUCAGAUUGCACGACAAAGGAACCAUCAUUUGCAUGGAAGGACCUCAAUUCUCCACUCGCGCCGAAUCCAACAUGUACCGCUCCUGGGGUGGCUCCGUAAUCAACAUGUCCGCCCUCCCAGAAGCCAAGCUUGCCCGUGAAGCCGAGAUGGUCUACCAGAUGAUCUGUAUGGCAACCGACUAUGAUUGCUGGCACAGCACCGAAGACGUUGACGUCGCAAUGGUCAUGGGACAUAUGGCUGCAAAUGGCGGUAACGCCAAGAGAUUGGUUGGUGCAGUCUUGGAUGAGUUGAUCAAGGACGAGCACAAGGAUUUGGUGAAAGGGACACACUGGGAGGGAUCUACAACCGGCAUGAUUCAGUUCAUGACCAAGGCCGAGGGGAGAGGUGCUGAAGGCGUGAAGAAUGUUGAAUUUUUAUUUCCGGGGGUAUUUAGCUCGUAGGUCUGAGGAUCUGGAGGAGAGUGGAGAUGACUAUAUAGAUAUCUGUUCAUUAUCGCGUGCAUAUCACCGACGAAAAACACUCGUCGGAGCUUCUAUAAGAAGAAAAUAGCAUUCAAUCUAUCGUGGA